UUCAUGACAAUAUACAUAUUCUUGUCAAUCUCAACGGUUAUACCGCAGGAGAUAGGAAUCUUAUAUUUGCCGCUCGUCCAGCCCCGAUUCAAGUAACUCACAUGGGGUUUGCAAGCUCUUUAGGUGGUUUAUGUGAUUACCAAUUUUGGAAUAAAAGUCGUGAUAAUGACGGUGAUUUAUUGGGUGAAGUAGAUCCUGAAGAGGAUGAUAAAAAUUGGACAUAUCCAGAAAAGAUAAUUUAUAUGCCAACCACAUAUUUUAUUAAUGAUCACAAACAGGGAUUUUAUGAUGAUAAUCUUGCUAAAGGAUACUAUGAUGAUAAUAUUCCUGGAUGUAUACUUGCAAAAAAUCAUAUAAUAAGAUGGUUUUUUGAAGAGGAUCGUCGUUGGGAUAUGCGUAAACAACUUUUUCCAAAUUUAACUGAUGAUUGGGUUAUCUUUGCCAAUUUUAAUCAAUUAUAUAAGAUUGACCCAGUAAUUUUUAAAUUAUGGUUACGAAUUUUGGAAAGAGUACCAAAAUCUAUUCUGUGGAUAUUAAACUUUCCAGAAGAAGGUGCAAAGAAUCUUUUAGAAACUGCACGACAAUGGGCAGGUCCAAAUGUUGCAAGUCAUAUAUAUUUCACAGAUGUAGCGGAUAAAAAACAACAUGUUAUAAGGGGAAGAAUAGCCGAUUUAAUUCUUGAUACACCACAAGUAAAUGCACACACGACAGCAUGUGAUAUUCUUUGGUCUGGGACGCCGAUGAUUACACUUUCGGGACCUGAACACAAGAUGUGUUCCAGAGUGGCAUCCUCUAUAUGUAAUGCGACAGGAUUUGGUGAUAAAAUGAUAGUACCUGAUUAUCAGGCGUAUGAAGACAAGGCAGUAGAAUACGCAAAUUCAGUGGCAUAUAAAUAUUGGUUUGGAUGUUUAUUACCGGGAGCACAACAACGUCUUCAUCGAAAUGGUGUUGGUGAAUUGAUUGAAUUGAGAAAAAAUAUAUAUUUAAACCGAGAAAACAUUCGUCUUUUUGACACACAGCAAGCUGUUAAAGAGCUUGAAAAAGGAUAUGUUGAUGCGUGGGUUCGUUGGGUGAAUGAUAACGAACGUAAUAUUCAUAUAAAGAUAUGA
Molecule: messenger RNA, 1109 nt
Organism: Dentiscutata heterogama
Lineage: Eukaryota; Fungi; Glomeromycota; Glomeromycetes; Diversisporales; Gigasporaceae
Source: the annotation of a GenBank genome assembly